AUGGCGUCGCUAGGUGCCCGAGGAGCUCUCUCGACAGCUCGCACCAGCAGCAGAAUCGCGACAGCGAUCUCGAGCACACCAGUCCUCACCACUAGAAGAGCCUUCUCCUCCCUCCCACACCUCCGCCCCACGAUCCUGCCCACGAGCAGCGCCGUCUUCCGCCCGUGCAACAGCAGCAACACGCUCCUCUCCCGCCUCCCCACCACGCCUACCACCUCCUCCUCCGGCGAGAUUGCGGACAUCGUCCCCAAGGCGUCCAUCACGGCGCACCCGGUGUUCGGCGGCCAAAUCCGCUGCGGGCCGCGGCCGACGAUGGCGACGACGAGCCGGCUGGUGCGCAAGCGCAGACAUGGGUUCCUGAGCCGCGUGCGCACGCGUAACGGGCGCCGCACGCUGCAGCGCCGGCGGGACAAGAACCGGUCGAUCUUGUCGAACUGA
Anthostomella pinea is the source of this 438-nucleotide messenger RNA. Lineage: Eukaryota; Fungi; Ascomycota; Sordariomycetes; Xylariales; Xylariaceae. The record is from the annotation of a GenBank genome assembly.